GCGUGCCCGGGGGUGGGGGAUUCUCUUCUCCCGCGCCGCAGCCGCCUGAGUCUGGCUGUAGAGAUUGAGAGCGGCCGCCAUGGGGGUGGAAGGUUGCACCAAGUGCAUCAAAUACCUCCUCUUCGUUUUCAACUUCAUCUUCUGGCUGGCAGGGGGCAUCAUCCUGGGAGUGGCCCUGUGGCUUCGGCAUGACUCACAGACGACGAAUAUCCUCUACCUGCAUCUGGGCGAGAAGCAGGCCCCUAACACCUUCUAUGUCGGAAUCUACAUCCUCAUUGCGGUUGGAGCUGUGAUGAUGUUUGUGGGGUUCCUGGGAUGCUACGGCGCUAUUCAGGAGUCUCAGUGCCUUCUGGGAACGUUCUUCACUUGCCUGGUGAUCCUGUUUGCCUGCGAAGUUGCAGCUGGAAUCUGGGGAUUCGUCAACAAAGACCAAAUAGCCAAAGAUGUGAAGCAGUUCUACGAUCAAGCAUUUCAACAAGCGCUCAUGGCAGAGUCAGACGCAAACAAUGGCAAAGCUGUGGUGAAGACCUUUCAUGAAACGCUGGACUGCUGUGGUCCUGAUAAUGUAAUAGGAGCUACCGCUCCCCUGUGGAGAGAAGACCUCUGCUCAAGAAAGGACUCCAUCCUGAAAACCUUUGAGACUGUCAACUGCCACAAAAAAAUUGAUGAGCUGUUCUCCGGGAAGCUGUAUGUGAUCGGUAUUGUUGCCAUCGUAGUCGCCGUGAUCAUGAUCUUUGAAAUGAUCCUGAGCAUGGUGCUAUGCUGCGGCAUAAGGAACAGCUCCGUCUACUGAGCCGUGAGAGACGGGGAGGGGAAGGGGGGAGCAGGGCAGAUGGCGCUAGAGGGGACUCCAAGUGCCACCAAGUGACCAUGAGACAUUUCAACAAAAGACAAAGAAAACUAUGUAUAUAAAUACUUCCAUAUUACCGUACAGUACUCACCGUUUUUAUUUUGAAGUACUUUUUUUUUAAUAAAUGAAACUCUCCCAUAUCCUUGUGGCUGAAUUAGUUACACAUCAGUUUUGUGUGAUGGGGAAAACAGCUGUAGCAGGAGAUGAGUCCUUCCUCCCUCUUCCCCACCCUUUGUAAUUCAGAAAUAAUACUGGCGGAAGAUGUACAGAGGAAAAAGCUGCAGCCUGUUACCAGAAAACUUUGCCUUGAUUUUUACUCUCUUUUUCAAUCCCAACUUUUUUUUAUAUACAUAAUUGGAUGCUGAAGCAGAAUUUAGCAUUUUUGUUCAUUUGUACUCAUCUUUUCCUAGCAUUGCCCCACCUCCCUGGGAGAGUGGAGAACAAAUAGCCCCUGUCGCCUCCACGCAAUGUGUUCCAGGGUAAACGCAGAUGUAUUGUUCCUCUCCAACCUGUUUGUAUUAAUAUGCCAAUUCGUAACAGAAGUCAUUCUUAAAUUUUACUCUCUGAUGAGUGGGAAUGUCUUUGGCUUUUGGGAUUUUUUUAUUGGAUUUUGGUUGUUUGGUUUUUUUGGGUUCAGCUAUAACUUUAUAAAUUGGCUCAUUUUCAUUGAUUCACUAUAUUGAAGGGUCAGUGUCUAGGGGUGAAUUUUAGUUCCAGUUUUUCAAAUAUAAAAAAAAAAAAUUGGGUCACUUUUAACCUUCUUCAGUGUUAUUUUAUAAACGUGUUUUGGGGGGAGUCUGGUUGUGUACUAAGUUUCUGCUGUUAAGCUAAUUCUUGCAUACGAAUGAUAUUGGAUAAAAGAGGAAACCUUUUUUUUUAAAAAAGAAGUCCUCAACCUUAGAAAUCCUGCAUUUACGUAUUGCAGGAUGAUGCUUGGGGGUUCCCAGCCAUAUGCAUAUGUGUUUAAAAUAUCAUCUUUGCAUCACUCUCUUGUGUAGUUUUCCUUGCUUAUAUUGUUGCACACUGUAAUAUUGCUGGGAAAUUGUCAUAACCUGAUCUGGGGAGAAAAUAAAACAGUUUAUUUUUAAGACCUUCCAUUUACAUCAAUGGCAGGAGAUAAGCUUAUCAGAGCAAGGGAAUUGAGGAUUUUGGAUUGUACCAGGUGAAACACUUUCUUGUAGCCUGGUAAGCUUUGAUUGCUAAUUCAAUGUACGUGGCUUCUGUUGUAUGCCACUCCACUACCAUGUAGAUAGAGGGGGAGAAUAACCCAGGAGCUAUGUAAUAAAAUCAGAGUAUCUCUAAAAAGAUGAUCUAUAUGUAUAGUUCUAUAGAUAUAUAUUUUUAAGCAAAGCCUUUUCCUUAGCCAUACAAGCACUUGAGCUGGAAAUUAUAGUAUCUCUUAGCUCUCUGCCACCUCGAAGCAGAUGAGCAGAGGAAAUGAAACCAGUGAUCACCAUCCCCACUUCAGGAAUAUUUCUGUUUUCUGAAAGUAUUUCACUCUCCCCCUUCAUUGCAACAAAGAGCUUUAGAUAGGAUAGGGAGCGAGACCUGUGGUUAUUUUAAAUGAGUAUCUUAUCCACUGCACAUGGCUGCCAUGGCCUUUGCCACUACAGGAUAUGAAAUUCCCGCACUGGGGUAAACUGAUCCAUUCGGAGGCUUCCCUCCCCUUCCCCCCCCCCCCCCCUUCCUCUUCCUACCUUUUAGUAUACAGGGCCUUUAAAAAGCAUAUAGGUAAAAAAAAAAAAAUAUAUAUAUAUAUAUAUCUCAAGUCGUGCUGGAUAAGAGGAGGAAGUGCUUUAGCAUUACUUCAGAUUGAGGGGUUGGACAUAAAAAGAUUCAGCCUUAGAAAUAGCCUUAAAGCAACACUGCCCUGAAUGUCCACACUGUGCACAUCAAGAAUGAGACGAGUUUUGCAGUAGGUGACACCUUCCCAGUUCCCCAGUGUAGCUCCUUCGGGUUAUGUACUCUGUUCUGUGGCUAUAUGUAUAUGCAUCAACCAAGCAUGGGUGUUUACAUAUAUGUGCAUUGGGAUUGUUAGCAUACAGAAUGGAUGUGUAACUUGCCGCCUUUUUUGUUGAGUGUUGAUAAAUGUAUAUAAAUAUGCCAUUAAGCAUUUCAA
Molecule: messenger RNA, 2969 nt
Organism: Neopsephotus bourkii (Bourke's parrot)
Lineage: Eukaryota; Metazoa; Chordata; Aves; Psittaciformes; Psittacidae
Gene: CD81
Product: CD81 molecule
Exons: 8
Coding region: 80-793 (237 amino acids)
Cellular component (GO): membrane
Source: RefSeq, a predicted model, not a curated record